AUGUUACUCGUGUCUCAGGCGCUGAUUAGAUUAAAAUCUCAGUUUCCUCGGGUAUGCAGUACAUCUGAGGCUCUGUUGGAGAAACGCUGUUGCCCGAGCCCGACCCCAGAUCCAGAGGACUCGUGUGGUGUCCGGUCAGGGCGAGGAUCAUGCAGUGAUGUACGCACUGAUACUCGACCCUGGGGAGGAACCUACACCCUCAGAAAUGUGGAUGAUCGUGAGCGAUGGCCCACCAAGUUUUUUAACCAGACCUGCAUCUGCUUUGGUAACUUUGCUGGUUACGACUGUGGUGAAUGUAAAUUUGGAUGGACGGGCCUGCAGUGUGAUCGUCGUAAGACUACUGUGACCCGGAGGAACAUAAUGUCACUAAGCGAUAAGGAAAGACAAGACUUUUUGGAGGCACUGCAACGCUCCAAACGCACCAUGCACCCUGAUUUUGUCAUCGCUACAGAACACUGGCUCGGUCUGGUGGACCCGGAAACCAACCAGACGCGCUUCAGUAACAUCAGCGUGUACGACCUGUUCGUCUGGCAACAUUACUAUUCCGUCAGAGACACACUGCUCGGUCCGGGUCGGCCAUUUAAAGGCAUAGAUUUUUCCCAUAAGGGUCCUGCCUUUAUCACCUGGCACAGGUACCACCUACUGAGUCUGGAGAGAGAACUCCAGAAACUGAUGGGAAAUGAAAAUUUUGCGAUCCCGUACUGGAAUUUUGCUACGGGUAGAUCUGAAUGUGAAGUGUGCACUGAUGACCUUUUGGGGGGGCGUGACCCCAGUGACCCCUCACUUAUCAGUCCUAGAUCUCCAUUCAGGGAAUGGGGGAUCAUCUGUGACAGUUUAGAUGAGUAUAACCGUUUGGUGACGUUGUGUAACGGUACGAGUGAAGGUCCCUUACGUCGUGGUAUAAUAGAAAACCACAGCAUGACUCUGCCCACCAUGAGUGACGUCCACAGCUGCCUGGAGUUACCAGAUUUUGACAAGCCACCAUAUUUCAUCAACUCCACCUUCAGCUUUAGAAAUGCACUGGAGGGUUUUGAUAAACCGGAUGGAGAACUGGACAUGGCAGUGACAGGGUUACACAACCUUGUUCAUGAGUUCCUCAAUGGAACUAGUGGGCUGUCACACUCUGCUGCUAACGACCCCAUCUUCGUGGUUUUACAUGCUUUCACCGAUGCCAUAUUCGAGGAAUGGCUGCGUCGCUUUCCGAAAAAUGAUAGUUUUCCAGAAGAGAUGGCUCCAAUUGGUCAUAAUCGCCAUUUCCACAUGGUUCCCUUCUUCCCUCCGAUAACAAACGAGGAAAUCUUUGUUCCCUCUGUUGAGCUUGGCUACUCCUACGAGAUUGAACUGACAGAAUCAGAUGAACACAUGGCAGUACUUAUUUUUGGUGGGGUCUGCAUUUUUCUGCUGGUCCUCAUUCUCCUGUACACACUGUACGCUCGUCAGAGACGCAGACAAGAGUUCCAGCCGCUACUCGACUCCAGAUUCGCUAACACUAAAUACACAGAGGUCGCCUGAUUUAAAAAAGUAUUUCAUUAAAAAAAUCAUUUCAUUACAUAUAGUGAUCUGUUAACCCUUUGAUGCACAAGCUAAGCAAACCCCUUCUAAUGCACAACAUGGGUCAUGGGCAUGGGCAAAGAUAUAGAAAAUAAAAACUUAGUUGGGUCACUUUUGACCCAGGUUGUGCAUCAAAGGGUUAAGGUGGGAUCAGCUUAUGCAGGAUCAUGUUAAAAACACAACAAAUUCUGGAAAACACCAAUGUUAGCUGGUAUUUGCUAUUCUUAGAUUUUAAUGAUCUGCUCUGCUAUUAUGACCUGUUAAGGGUCAUAGUUUUUUAAAUCAUUUGAGGUUUGACAAUACAUCAGCAGUAGAGUUUCUGACUUUUUUGACAUUUUUUGAAGGAUUUCAAUGGAGUGCUGAGCCUCAUCUACACGUACCACCAUAGCACCACUUAGUUAAAAGCACAGGUGAAAUUAAACAAUGGGAAUCAGUUAGUAAAAAUGCUUCAAUAAUAAGUUAUAAAGACAUGACAAAAUCAUAUGGUUCAUAAAAUUUUAUUU
Messenger RNA from Trichomycterus rosablanca, 2054 nucleotides. It is a transcript of the gene dct, whose product is annotated as dopachrome tautomerase. The transcript has 9 exons. The record is from RefSeq and is a predicted model, not a curated record. Gene Ontology annotation, molecular function: dopachrome isomerase activity; oxidoreductase activity. Gene Ontology annotation, cellular component: melanosome. NCBI's taxonomy places the organism in Eukaryota, Metazoa, Chordata, Actinopteri, Siluriformes, Trichomycteridae. Bases 1 to 1512 code for a protein of 503 amino acids. Gene Ontology annotation, biological process: ventricular zone neuroblast division; developmental pigmentation; melanin biosynthetic process from tyrosine.